AUGACAAGAUAUGCUAAAUUCUUGAAAGAACUACUAACAAACAAGAGAAAACUGCAAGAAGUGUCUUCUGUAACACUUAGUGAGGAAUGUUCGUCUUUGAUCACCAACAAACUGCCCAAGAAAGAGAAAGAUCCCGAGGAUUUUAUUGUUCCUUACAGGAUCGGUGGUUUAGUUGAUGAGAAAGCCUUAGCUGAUCAAGGGGCAAGCAUGAACCUCAUGCCCUACAAAAUUUUCAAAAGGCUUGGGCUUGGAGAACCGAAACCCACCAUUAUGAAUAUGCAAUUAGUGAACAGGUCAUUAGUUGUAUUCCAGGUGGCUAUGAGAGGCCUUGAUCCAAUGAACUUCUUUGAAGGAAAAAGGUAUGCCAAGCUAGUGAUGUUAAAUAAGAUCUACUUAGGAGGGCAAUAUUGA
Messenger RNA from Dioscorea cayenensis subsp. rotundata (Guinea yam), 411 nucleotides. RefSeq lists its product as uncharacterized. The transcript has 3 exons. The coding region runs from base 1 to 411 and encodes 136 amino acids. Lineage: Eukaryota; Viridiplantae; Streptophyta; Magnoliopsida; Dioscoreales; Dioscoreaceae. The record is from RefSeq and is a predicted model, not a curated record.